AACAACAACGAUCAGUGGAAGAAAAUUUUCAUUUAUCACUGCUGAUAAAUCUCAAUUCGAAUCAAUCUACUACGGUGAAAUCUGGAAACGAUUUAAAACGGUUCAUGUCGGUCGGACGGUCGUAGCAAUGUCGUGCGAAGUGAAAUUACUGGCAAAUGUUGACGAUUUACGCGAAGUGCAAGAGCAGUUUGGCCUGAGUUCAGAGGAGAACUGGCUCAAUGCUGUGUGCUACUCGCUCUCUCCGGCCGGUGAUAUUCUGGCGUUCGGUCACGGUUCGAUACUGAUCAUCCUCACCUCCAAAUGGGACCGGCAGCGGCAACUCAGUGUCUACAAGAUCGCCUGGAAGGGUGCGAUCGACGAUCCGAACUGUCUGAUCACCAGCGUCCUCUGCACGCCAGUGGUCGGCCAAGGGAGCUCGCAGACCAACGUGGUGGACUUCAGCUUUAUAGUGGUGGGUCUGGAUAGUGGGCAAGUGUUGUUCUACGGGGAGAAUGGAAGUUUGGUCCAUUCGCAGCUGUUUCACCAAGAACCGGUUCAGGCAAUCAAGGCGCAAAGUGGGAAGUACAUCAACGAAGAGCUGUACGUGUUUCAUGCCUCGUGUGUAGUGAUAAUUCAGGGCUCGCAGUUGUUUCCUUUGUUGAGAAGUUUGAAGCAGCAAAUCGGUAGAUAUGGGUUGGGGAAUUCGCGAGUGAACGAAGCUCAAGAAAUGGUCGCGUGUCGUAAGUGGAACUACGGGAAAAACAUGACCGUGCAGGAUGGGGUUGUUGUGGGGCCGCAGAAGACCUGUACAUUCGAUCAUCUGCUGACGGCUAGUCUGGAGGGAGGCUUCUUCGCGAAAUAUCGACAUGCUCCGCCGCAGAAUUCGCUGAUCGUGGCGGCGGGCAUGAAGCCAUAUAUUGGGUUCCAUUACGCCAAGGAAGGAUUCACGCAGCCUGUGUUGGCGGAUGUUGCACGGGCUGUGGCCAGCAAGAUAAAAUCCGCUUUACCGUCUUGGUUUGGUGGAUCGUCAACCCCUCAAGCUCCUCCAGAGCCACAGUUGCCGGCUUCCGAACCCUUGAUCUGCCGAUUCGGUCUAUGUGACAUCCAACGAAAUGCCUUCUCAGUGUGGUUGGCUCCGAACUACGCUCUGGCAGCCGUGGCGGAUAACUUGGGUCGUAUAGUUCUGGUGGAUUGCAUGAAAGGAAUCGCGUUGCGGAUUUGGAAAGGGUAUCGGGAUGCUCAAUGUGGGUUUAUCGAAGUUGCUGAAAAGGUUGCCAAGGAUGCGGUACCGAAGCAGGUUCGACGGAAAGCAAUGUUCUUGGUGAUCUACGCUCCGCGUCGAUCAGUAUUGGAGGUUUGGUCAUUGCAGAAUGGACCAAAAGUGGGAGCAUUCACUGCUGCGAAGAAUGGCCAAUUGGUGUACAACACGCACAGCUUCAUGGGGGUUAGCUCUGGCAGUAGUAAGGUGAAGUACACUGGUCAUGGAUGUACCUUUUUCGAUCCGAGUGACAAUUCUUUGAAGGAAAUCAGUAUUCCGUUUCAUUGCGCUCUCAGUGAUUCCAAAUCAAAGACUGCCAAAGAUCUGCAUUUAUUGAAGAGGUUAAAAAUUUGUUUGAAAGUGGGCGAUGGAAGUGAGGCGGAGGAGCUCGAAGAAAUGGUUGAUAUGUGCAAAAGUUUCGAAACCGAUGAGAUUAAACAACAAUGCAUCGAGAUGCUUGUGAAGCACAAGAAGAUCAAAGCAAAAUUGUUCCGAAGUGCUGUAGAAGUGUUUGGAAGGUAUGGUGAAGAAGCAGAGGCACAAGAAGCUGAACAUGACGGUAGACUUAAACAUCUGAAAGUGAUUUGUGAUAACUACAGGAAGUUGACACUAUUUUAUUUGUUCUUAGUGGGUGAGGUAGCGAUUGAAGAACUUGUUAAUCAAUUACCUGAAGAGCCAGAAAUUCUUGGCGACCAAAGCAAAAGCUCGGAAACGGAGAAUAAUGACCAACCAAUGAAUUUAGUUGACGGCCCGCUCGAGAACGCGGAUACCGAACCACUGUCUUUCAAAACUAGUUUUGAUGAAAAUGUAAAACUAUCUGAGAUGGAACUGGCUUCGAUUGGGAAGCUGAUUGAACUACUGGCAAUGAACAGCUCAUCGGACGGUGCCUCGACAACUCGAGUUACUUUUGAGGACUCGACAGCCAAAAGCAAUAUAUUCCAGGAAUACAUAUCAUACUACAAUGUGUCUAAUGAGGGACUAAUUUUGCUCAAAGAGGACACUGAACAAUUGUUUAGCUCACUGGGUAGAAUUAUCUUCGAGGAUAUUUAUUUGAGUAACGGAGCAAGAUUGGAAGGAUUUGUAAAUGCUGCCAAGGCAUCUGGUUUGAUAUAUGACGAUCUGUUGAAGUUGUUCCUUGCGUACUGGCUUCGCAUUCCAUUUGUUUACAAAGACAUAGCAGAGUUAGCUGAAGAUCUUAACAAAUUCUACAAAGUACUUCGCCGGAUAUGCUCUCUUGCGGAAGAUCGGAUACGUUUUGAGAACAACACAAUCUGCUUGUGGUGGCAAAAUGCUCGCGAGUAUCUACUGGAGUCUCCUUGUGCACUACGCGGGUUGUUGGCUGCGAUUAUGUGCCGCAAUGAAGCGCUGAAGUACGAAGAUCAUAGCGACGAAGAUGAUUACCAAUUUGAAGAGGUAUCCCAGGAAGCAUGUCAAUGGACGCUUUUGAUAGGAAAACUUGAUGACGUAUCUGUUCUGGGAGCAAUUCUUGCAGAAAACUUGAAUUGCUUGAACCCGCGGUAUCCUUGUUUGAAGUAUCAGAAACCGGAUGUCAGCCUCAAGGAGAUCCUGAAGGGAGGACAGGGAAUCGUUGCAGAGAUUGUUGCAAAGUGGAUUGCUGCCACCGGAAUUGAUCCGGAAAAACUAGUCAUUGAAGUUCCAGAUGAAGCACAAGAAGACGAAAAUGCCGGAGUUCAGGAACCAGCUGAGACUGAGAAAAAGGAACGAAAACGUCUUGCUCAGCUGAAGCAGAACCUAAUUGAGACGAGUGAAUAUGGUGGAAGUAGCGAUUCCGAACUGGAUCCGGUGCUAUAUAAUCUGAAUAUUCUUCGGCGACACUUCCCUUUCAGUUUGGACAGUGGAACUCUUCUUAGCCAUCUCGCCUGGGAAUACAUCUGUGAUUGGAGUAAGAACAUGUCCAACAUGGACUGUUUAUCUGCAGGGUUGGCAUGUCUCAAAGCAAUCCCUCGUCUACAGUAUUCCAUAAAACAUGGUCUAUGCUGCAUGAUUUGGAAUGCUCACUUGAAAAUUCCCCUGGAAGCUACGAAAAAACUUGUCAACAAGGUCGGCAGACUGCCUAAGGAAAAGCUCUGCCAACAAGACAUUGGAAUAUCAGACGCUUUGGUGCCGCAGUUUCUAGAGCACUGUCUAGAAUUCUUCGAUCAAUUUUGUAAUUCGAUCGACCAUGACAAAUUGGAACUGAGAUUUGAGGAACUGCUGCAGGAUGGUCCGAUUCCUCUAACAUCCCUUGCGAUCCAACAAAACUCGGCCAACAUGGCACUACUGAAACUACAUCACGAAUUGACCACCGUACUAUUGGUUCUAACAUCGUUCAACAUCAAAUAUCAAAAGCCCAUCCAGCAACUAUUCGACGGAAUGGCCAACCAAUCAUUCUUCGCCGAGAUAAAUCGACAGCUGGCGUACAGUUUGCCGAAAGCGGAUCUUCUGCUCAAGCGGGUACGGUUUGAGUUUUUCUGCAAGACCAUUACGGCCACAAUGGACUUGAUCCGCGAGGACAUGGAGAACGUGUUCUAUACGGACCACAUCGCGUGGAUGGAGAGGAUCGAUCAGUUGGCUGAAGUGUGGGAGAUCAGUCUAACGGAGCUGAAGAAACAUCAGAUCGUUGAACUCUACGCCCAUGGGUGGGAUUCGUACGCCGAGGAGCUACUGGAGAACAUCGUGCCGGACCAAACGCUGGGCAAUCUGCUGCUGACCAUCGCCGGCCGUCGGCUGACUAUGCACACUAAAGCGAACCCACGCAUCUGGGGCCAGGUGGCUGCCGUUGGCCCUCUGCUGACCGACUAUCUGGACACGCUAAUUUCAUCCGAUAACAACGGUCCUCAGUUGCGUUUCGCCGAGGGGAACGAGGCAACAACCGCAUCCGGAGACGUUUCCAUCGACAAGCUGGCCCGCCUAGUGGAGCGGACGUUCCGUAGUUUAAGUGCAACCACCACCACCGCCGCCGCCGCCUCCACACUGUCGAGCAACAACGGAAGUGGCGGUACUCCGAAUCAAAAUGCCCUCAGCAAUAGCACUGGUGCUAGUGGCAGCUCGCAGACGAAGGAGCUCCGAAUUGCCGGCUUGUUGUUCGAUGCUUGCGCUACCAUUAGGGAAUUGAGCAUAACCGAAAUCGACGCGCGGAAACGUUAUCGGCAAUCCGACGACGAGGAGGAUGGGCACGUCGGCGUCGGCAGCACAGCCCCAAACACGAAGUCAAACGCAAGUAGGAAAUUGUUAAAGUUUCAGCCCGAAUCAUAAAUCCGUGUAAUUGAGAUGGGAAAAUUACUGCUCUUUAAACCAUGUUGAAAAUGAAGUAAGCUUACAACAGAAGUAUGUAAAUAUCUAGUGAAGUUGAUCAGCCGUGUCAAGUGAUGGGAACCGGCUGGUAUCAAAUAUAAUUCUUGUUAAAUUUCA
Molecule: messenger RNA, 4648 nt
Organism: Armigeres subalbatus
Lineage: Eukaryota; Metazoa; Arthropoda; Insecta; Diptera; Culicidae
Product: rab3 GTPase-activating protein non-catalytic subunit-like
Exons: 6
Coding region: 128-4492 (1454 amino acids)
Biological process (GO): regulation of GTPase activity
Source: RefSeq, a predicted model, not a curated record